This is a messenger RNA of Frankliniella occidentalis (western flower thrips), 1326 nucleotides long. RefSeq names its product syntaxin-17 (gene Syx17). NCBI's taxonomy places the organism in Eukaryota, Metazoa, Arthropoda, Insecta, Thysanoptera, Thripidae. Bases 193 to 1074 code for a protein of 293 amino acids. Gene Ontology annotation, cellular component: membrane; endomembrane system; SNARE complex. The transcript is spliced from 5 exons. Gene Ontology annotation, biological process: vesicle-mediated transport; vesicle fusion; intracellular protein transport. Gene Ontology annotation, molecular function: SNAP receptor activity; SNARE binding. The record is from RefSeq and is a predicted model, not a curated record.
ACACGGAAAGCUUUAUUCGCAGUCCGGUUGUUGUGCUUUCGUUUUGUGGGUUGUGCGCACUUAAUAUUUAGCAGAUGGAGGGAAGUUCUCAAUAAUUUCACAUGCCGUAAAGGUUUUUACAGUUAUUAUUACAGUUGAAAUUGGGCUCAAUAAUUAAGUGUUCGUUAGUCUUAAGAUUACCAUUCACUAAAAAUGUUUGAACAACAAAGCCCAACCUCCAAAAAGAGGCCAUUUAAACUUUUUGAACAUUCCAUUAUUCAAUUUAAUGAUGUAGUCAUACCACAUAGGUUGGACAUGAUGAAGAAGCAUAAAAGCAAUAUAGAAAAAGCAAUCCAAUCUGGGGACUAUUCUAGUGCUGUAAGAGAACAGUCAUCUGCUAAAAUGCUCAUUCAGAAUCUAAGAAGAGAUUUAAGUGAGAUAGAAGCCCUUCGUAACCAAGUCGAUGUCCAAGAUGUAGCACAAUUUGACAAAGCUACUGAAAAUUCUCGCUCAAAAGCACUGAUGGCUAUGGAGGAAUACAUGUGUUUGGGUGAGAAGCUCCUAUCUCCUGAGAAUAGGUGUAAGACAACUGUAUCUGAUCAUAGAGAUAUUGACUUUAAGUCAGCUCCUCAACUACAACUUUUUGGUGAUAGAUCCUCAAUCUUAGAUAAGGAUGAGGAGGAAUAUGUGCAAUCAUGGGAAAGACUGCGUGAUGACAUAGAAGAUUUACAUGGCAUCUAUGCAGACCUUCACACCCUGACACAAGCACAGGGAGAGAUAGUUGAUAAUAUUGGAGAUAAUGUGUCAGAUGCAGCUGAGCACAUUCAACAGGGAACCCUCAAUCUAAAAAGAGCGUUGAAAUAUAAAGCAGCAAUGUAUCCACUGAUGGGUGCUGCUGUCGGCACUCUAGUUGGAGGUCCUGUCGGCCUUUUCAUUGGUUUAAAAGCUGGUGGAUGUGCAGCUAUUGGAGGUGGAUUGCUAGGUUUUGUUGGAGGGAGAAUACUUAAAAAGGCUCAAGUAAACAAAAUUUCAGAUUCCACUGAAUCCUACCCAGUUAUUGGAGAAGACUCUUCAUCAAAGUUGCAUCAAAGCUAGAAUAAAUGCUGUGUCAAAUGUGCCAUUGGCACUAAUAUCUUAGGUAAUUAUUUUUUCUGUGAUUGAUUUGUACAUAUAGAUAUGCUUUAUGUACUAAGUAAAACAUGAUAAAUGUUCGCUGGAACUUCAAUGUUAGUUUUGCUUGAAAGGCUGCAGUCUAUUGACUGUAAUUCACAAGUUCUUUCUUGAAAGUUUUUCUCAUCUAAAAAUAAUUUAUUUUUCACUUUAAAAUAAAAUUGACAUGUUUGUUAA